CUUUAGCUUUGCAUCUCAACCAAUGCCACUACACUUUCAACAACACGUAGUCAAAAUAUCAAUACAAUACUUGUAAACAAAUUACAUCCUAAAGUCCCGAAAUUAAUACUCUUUUCUUUUCUUUUAUGCAAUUAUAUCUUUAACCUCAAUGUAAGGAUCAUGUAUGUAGAGAGACAGAGGGAUUGAGAGGGACAAAGAUCAUGGGAUGCUGUGGACAAAACAAAAAGGUAAUAAGGUUUGAAACCAGGACACAGGAAACACAAACCACCCUUUAUAGUACAUUGCCUUGGCUUUCUCUUUUGGUUACUACUCUUUAUAUGUAACAUUAUUGAAGAGACUGCAAAAACUAACAUAUCCACAGAAAAAUGCUGCCAAGAGAAACCAUUCACAAGGCCAGGGUUCUGCUUCAAAAAACACUCCGAAGCUUCAAGUCUUUAGUCUCUGAAGGGUAUCAAAAACUUCCCAGAUCACUUUCCUUGAAUCCCUUCCUCCGUCGCAGUGGCAAUGCAAGAACUUAUUACUCCAGCGACCAGUUCUACAAUGAGUUCUAUGAUAUUCUGCAGUCUGAUCUCAACAGAAUACGGAUCAGGAACGAUGACAUGAUCAUGAUCCGUUCAAGAGAACCACCACCCGCGCCAGCAUCAGCAUCAGUAGUAGAAGAUGCUGCAAAAGUUGAAGAAGGAACAAGCAAGAAGCAAAGUCCAUUGAAGAAGAACAAAGGGGAGACUACUACUACUACUACUACUACUACUACUACUACUACUCUACCAUUGAAGAAUAAGAAGGUGAAUAGUAAUAAUAACAAUGAUGCUUUGGCAAAGAAGAUGAAGGAAUUGGAGAUGAUGGAUUCGGGUGAUGUUGAACACGUGCUGGACAUAGAAGAAGCUCUCCAUUACUAUUCUCGACUCACGAGUCCUGUUUAUUUGGACAUUGUUGACAAGUUCUUCAUAGACAUGCACAAUGAGUUUAAUGUUCCAGUUCCACAACUUCCACACUCAUCUUCUGUCAGAAUCAAACGCUCAAAAUCCAAGGGAAGAUUUGGCUCCCUAUCUGGCUGUAGAUAGGUGUAAGAUCAUAUAUAUUAAGCUACGAAUGCUUUAAUUUGGUUGUUUUUUUUUUUGUAUAUGAAAUCUCUUUUAAUUUGCUUGCUACCUGU
Molecule: messenger RNA, 1156 nt
Organism: Arachis duranensis
Lineage: Eukaryota; Viridiplantae; Streptophyta; Magnoliopsida; Fabales; Fabaceae
Exons: 1
Coding region: 366-1064 (232 amino acids)
Source: RefSeq, a predicted model, not a curated record